CUGUUAAAAACACAAAUAAAUUAUAAAAUGAAUAAUCCAGACGAAAUUAACAGACGUGUUCCGCUAUACCCAGGCUUCCCAGAAUUAGCAAGAUCUGAUGUCAGCAUAUACCCAUCAUACACAAAAUUAGGAUUGGCGUACCGCGUGGUUUGCCGCCAUCGCUACCAUUGGGCUAAAGUUGCACAGCGCAAGCAGUUUAUGAAAGAACUACACAGCUUCGAAAAAUUACAGGCCAACGCUUUAGAUGGUGUUAGAGUUCAUCGGGAAUUUUCCCAGGGUAUACUGUCACAUGUGAUACCCCCACGCAGAUACAUGCAGAAACUGACAACGGACCCUUUGACUCCUAAAGAAAGAAUGCGUGUUGAAGAGAUUAUAAGUGGAAGAAUUAAUUUUGGACAGAAAUAAACAUAUGGAAUUUUUUU
Molecule: messenger RNA, 422 nt
Organism: Bombyx mandarina (wild silkworm)
Lineage: Eukaryota; Metazoa; Arthropoda; Insecta; Lepidoptera; Bombycidae
Source: RefSeq, a predicted model, not a curated record